Molecule: messenger RNA, 796 nt
Organism: Adelges cooleyi (spruce gall adelgid)
Lineage: Eukaryota; Metazoa; Arthropoda; Insecta; Hemiptera; Adelgidae
Exons: 2
Coding region: 50-499 (149 amino acids)
Source: RefSeq, a predicted model, not a curated record
CGACCACUCUUGUCUUGUCCAUUUCAAAAAACCAAUCCAGACGAAAAAAAUGGCCCUUUCGAUGAUCACAAAGAACCGCAACGUCAUAGCAGCCGUCGGGCUCGCUUUUCUGGUAUCGACCGUUGAACUAGCGCCCUUCUUCGACUUGCCGGGUAAAAUCGGUAGCAAAGCUAUGGAAUUCGGGGAUAAAGCUUUAGGAAUAGCUAGUGGUAUAGGCGAAAAAUUCGGUCUAGGUGAAGGAUUCGGCAUUGGAUUAGGAGGCAACAGUGGAGGAAAAGGUGGUAUAGGUGAAGGUUUCGGUCUAGGAGAAAGUUUCAGUAUAGGAGAAGGUUUUGGUAUUGGUCAGGGGGGCGGUAAUGGAGGAGGAAGUGGUAUUGGCGAAGGAUUCGGUUCUGGCCAAGGAAGAGGCAGCGGACAAGGAAACGGUUAUGGUCACGGUCCUGAAUGUGGUGAACCACCACAUGUAAUUAACCACCAUGGACCACCUCCAAAAUGCUAACAAGUAAUUUGUCAACAUUAUGUGUUCGACUAUAAGCUUAAGUAAUAAUUUUUUUCCUAAUCGACCAAUGCAAUGUUUAAAACAUCAAAUAGUAUUAUUAUAUUAUUAUUGUUAUUGUUAACGUUAAUUUGAUCAAUUAUUUUUUUUAUAAUAUUAUAUUUACAACAAUUUUAGUAUAAUUAUUAGCACACGAUACAAUUUAAUAUUUAUUAUAAUACAAUGUACACAUUUUACAUCAUGUAACAAUUUUUAAACAUUUUAUUUUGGUUUUAAUAUUACAUAAAAAGGGAAUAAUUA